This is a messenger RNA of Culex pipiens pallens (northern house mosquito), 1620 nucleotides long. RefSeq lists its product as uncharacterized. Lineage: Eukaryota; Metazoa; Arthropoda; Insecta; Diptera; Culicidae. The coding region runs from base 174 to 692 and encodes 172 amino acids. The record is from RefSeq and is a predicted model, not a curated record. The transcript is spliced from 5 exons.
UGCGGGCCAGUCAGUCGCGUUUAAGCACCGAUUGUGGUGGUGCAAGUUGGUGCUCCUCCUCCUCGCAGUCCCUUUCGGUUGAGUUCAGUGAUAGUGCCUACUGAGAUUCACAAAGGUUACUCAGACUGCGUUAGUGAUUGUGGUGGCCGGUUCUGGAGUGUCGUCGGGACACAAUGUACACCGUAUCGAAAGGUCCCAGCAAGCUGGUCGCGAAAACAAGGAGAGGUAUUCCGCAAAACUAUGAAAAGUUUGAACUGAUGCGGGACUUGGGCAAGAAGAACGGUGGCGGUGACUGUGAUAUUAGCAAUGAGUUUAGCGUACCCCGGCCGGUGUUUCAGACAGCAAAGAAAUCGGCAUCACAUCACCUGCGGGCACAGCAACAGCAAUCGGAAUCAGAACAUCUGAGUCCCCAGCAUGAGGAGCUGAUAAAGUACAUCAACGACUCGUGGAACAUGGUUGUCGCGUCAAACCCCUACGACGUCCCCGGCUCGCCGGAUAGUAGUGCAAGUUACGACGUCUCCCUCUCGUCGUCCUGCAGCACCAGCUCGAUGUCCUCCACCUGCUCCAACAGUAGUACCGGCACGCUGUACUACAACGACCCGCCCAGCCCGGUGCUGGUGGACUUUAAGCCGUUCGACCUGGAGUCCUGGUGGGGGAGGAGAAUAUUCAACAAUAUUACCAAAAACCUGUGAAAGUCUGAGAAUAUCAACUGAGUGAAAAAAAAACAAACAAAUCACACAAAAAAAACACAGAAAACACAAGACACAACUGCAAAUACUUACCCAGUGCAGGCUUAGGGCAGCUAGGACGAAUAAAACAAACAAAAAAAAUCUGUGAAUUAUUCGAAGACGAAGCGCAAAAUUGUAAAAAGUAGUAGUACCUAUUUCGAAAGUUUGGUUGGAACGACAAAUAUGCAAUUAUCACACACACACACCCACACACAGUUCGAUAUCAGUAUGGCCAGGGCGCGCAAACGAGGAUGUUUGAGGUUCUGUGAUGCGAUUUAGAGCAUUUAGGAAUGAUUGGCUUGAGGGGAAAAAAAUGCAGGAAUCAUUUUUGUUUGUUAGCUUGUGUAGUAGAUGACUUAGGAAUUAUCAUUUUUGUUAUACUAGUAAGUUUUGUUCCUAAAAAGAAGGCGGUUCUUGCCACUGAAAAUUGUGUUGAACGCGUAGCUUUGAUCCAAAUUGUGUCCUUAUGUGGAUUGUACGCGGUUCAGAAAGGUCAUAUGAAACUAGAAGAAAAAGAAGGGGAAAAUUAUCAGUUUAUCCUUGUUUUCAGUAGUGCCCACAAACACGAAAUUCAUUUUUCCUGUGAUAACGUCAACUGUUUCUUAAAUUGAUGCGGAGAAUGAAUCCUAGACUGUGCGAACUCGGUGUUUUACGGAGGCUGCUUCCGCGGGGAUGAUUUUGCUAAGCUAAGGAUUUGCCGGAAAAGUUGAAAGACAUGAGCUCGUUCUAACUGUGUGCGCGUGAGUGCAAGGUAUGUACGAGUGUGUAUUGAGAUGAGUCAGAGCUGAUUGUGUGCGAAAGUAAUAUUACUGAGAUAGUUUUACCAAUUAGAUAUGUUAUGGAACUGAGAUAAGCAAACUAAAAUAAAAAAAAAUGCUAGUGAGAAAAAUCA